Molecule: messenger RNA, 1473 nt
Organism: Ostreococcus tauri
Lineage: Eukaryota; Viridiplantae; Chlorophyta; Mamiellophyceae; Mamiellales; Bathycoccaceae
Product: tRNA-dihydrouridine synthase, conserved site
Exons: 1
Coding region: 1-1473 (490 amino acids)
Biological process (GO): tRNA dihydrouridine synthesis
Molecular function (GO): flavin adenine dinucleotide binding; tRNA dihydrouridine synthase activity
Source: RefSeq, a predicted model, not a curated record
AUGCUCGCUCGGGCGCGCGCGCGCGCGCUGUGCGCGUGUGGAUUCGCGCGCGCGCGCGUCGUCCACGCGCGACGGUGCCCGACGGGCGCGCGCGGACGACGGGCGCGAUUACGGUCGACCGCCGCCACCGCGCUCGACGACGACGACGACGACGACGCGCGCGCCGUGGACGACGUCUCGACGCGCGCGCUGGGACCGCGGGCGAGCGCGACGACGUGGGUGUGGGCGUCGGAGGCGUACGACGUGCGCGGGGACGGUGAAGGGGGACGCGGCGCGCGGACGCGGGCGACGCGGGCGGGCGCGCUGAGCGUGGCGCCGAUGAUGGAGUACACCACGGCGCACUUCCGCGUGAUGUGCCGAUUGAUGAGCGCGAAGACGUGGUUGUGGACGGAGAUGGAGGUGGAUCAGACGCUGACGCACGCGGUGCUGGAGGGAACGCGGGUGGAUCGGUUUUUGGAUUAUCCGGUGGAGACGGCGGCGACGGUUUUGCAGUUGGGGGGGUCGGAUCCGGAGAUAUUAGGACGCGCGACGGCGAUAGCGGCGCCGUACGGGUACGAGGAGAUCAAUCUGAACAGUGGAUGCCCGUCGCCGAAGGUUGCUGGGAAAGGGUGUUUCGGGGCGGCGCUCAUGACGGAGCCCAGACUCGUGGCGGAGUGUCUGCAAGCGAUGAACGAAAACGCGCCGAGCGGGACGCCGGUGAGCAUCAAGUGUCGCAUUGGCGUCGACGAGUGUGAUUCGUACGAUGCAUUGUGCGAGUACGUCGACACGAUCGUGCGAGCGAGCGCGACGCGGCGGUUUUACGUGCACGCGCGAAAGGCGUUGCUCAACGGUUUGUCGCCGGCGGAGAACAGGUCGGUGCCGCCGCUCAAGCACGAGUGGGCGUACGCCCUCGCUCGAGAUUUUCCCGAGUGCGAGUUCCAUCUGAAUGGGGGAUUAAAAACGUUAAAGGACGUUGAGAACGCGAUCCAUCGCGGGCCCGAGGGUGGGGGGCCGAUCGCCGGCGUCAUGAUUGGUCGACAGGCGCACGCCGAUCCAUGGGGUCUCCUGAGCGCGGCAGACACGACUAUCUUCGGCGAGAGCACCAAUCCAUGCGCGUCGCGACGGGACUUUUUAGAGAAGUACGUCGAGUACGCGGACGACACGAUCGGUAGGUACGGGACGGCCAAGGAUGGGUACCGAAUCCCGAGCGUCAGACACAUGAUGCAUCCAAUUCAAAACUUGUUCCAUGGGUGCGCGAAUAACAAGAUGUGGCGACGACUCGUCGAUGAAGAGCUUCAAAAGAGAUCUAAGAAGCCGGACACGACCGUUCGAUCGAUUUUGGAGGCCACGCUGGGGGUGAUCGAGGAUGAGGAUCUCGACGCGCCGCCGCGGGCGGCGGGCAUCGAUGCGUUCGACGCCAAUCGAGAGUGGGACUUACCGACAAAGGGAGGUGGGUAUCGCGCUAUGGACCAACGCGCCGUAGUACAACAUUAG